AUGGCGUAUUUACCUGACGAGCAUCCAAAUUGGAUGGAUAUUGCGGACCCAGAUGAGCUUCAAAGGGUCUCGAUACAGCUAGUCGAAGAUCCAUACUUACUUGAGAACACUCCAACCACCCUAACAGACCUCUCGGGGGAAGAGGAUCUAUCACAAGACGAGGAGGACAAUGAUAUAGAGGAGGCUAAAGUUUCAUAUGAUGAGGGCAUACUUCAGGAUACCCAUGAAAUAGAUGAUAACGACCCCAUUCAGGAUGAGGAGGGUCUUAACAACGAGGAACCCACCACGCCUACUCCACCAUCCUCUUUUCCCUAG
Lactuca saligna is the source of this 315-nucleotide messenger RNA. Lineage: Eukaryota; Viridiplantae; Streptophyta; Magnoliopsida; Asterales; Asteraceae. The record is from the annotation of a GenBank genome assembly.